Molecule: messenger RNA, 1623 nt
Organism: Bipolaris zeicola 26-R-13
Lineage: Eukaryota; Fungi; Ascomycota; Dothideomycetes; Pleosporales; Pleosporaceae
Exons: 5
Coding region: 1-1623 (540 amino acids)
Biological process (GO): carbohydrate transport; transmembrane transport
Cellular component (GO): membrane
Molecular function (GO): carbohydrate:proton symporter activity
Source: RefSeq, a predicted model, not a curated record
AUGGCGGAUAAAAUCGACAACAAGGCCUAUGGCGCCGACACGCAAAUCGAAAAGGCCAUGUCGAACCUCGAAAUCGACGAGAAGUCGACGGCUGCCCAGAACAAGGCUGCUGCUAUCGAGGCUGAAAAUGCCGAGCACAACAUGACUGUGCCACAGGCAGUCAGGGAAUACCCCAUGGCUGCUUUUUGGGCCUUUGUCAUGUCUUGCACUAUCAUUAUGGAAUCCUACUGUGUUUUCUUGAUGGGAAACUUCAUCGCCCUUCCCGCAUUUGCCAAUGCCUAUGGUAAAUUCAGCCCCGUCGACAACAAGAAGAUCAUCGUAGCCAGCUGGCAGUCUGCUCUCCAGAUGGGUGGACCAGUGGGUGCAAUCAUCGGUGUCUGCUUGGCCGGUCCCCUUACCAGCCGCAUUGGAUACCGCUGGGCGACUAUUUCCGCACUCAUGGUGUUGAACGCCUUCAUCUUCAUCUUCUACUUCGCCAACUCGCUUCCCGUCAUGUUCGUCGCCCAGCUCCUCGAGGGUAUUCCAUGGGGCGUCUUCAUCGCCAACUCCCCAGCCUACUGCAGUGAGAUUACGCCAAUUCAACUCCGAGCUCCUGCUACUCAGAUGUUGCAAAUGUUCUGGGCUAUUGGUUCCAUCAUUGUCACUGGUGUCACCUAUCAUUACAACACAAUGGACAGCGCAAAGGCGUACAGAAUCCCCAUUGCCCUCCAAUGGAUGUUCCCCACCCCUCUUGCCAUUCUCAUCUACCUGGCUCCAGAGUCUCCCUGGUGGUUGACCCGAAAGGGACGUUAUGAAGAGGCCGAGAAGGCAGUCGGACGCUUGGGACGCAAGACCAUGCUCAACCUCAAGGAGUCCGUUGCUAUGAUGCGCCGUACCAUUGAGCUUGAGAAGUCAGUCAAGGACCCCAGCUAUCUGGAGCUCUUCCGAGGCGUCGACCGCUACCGAACCCUCAUCGUGUGCGGUGUUUACGCGGCACAGAACCUUACUGGUAACCUCAUCGCCAACCAGGCCGUAUACUUCUUUGAGCAGGCUGGAAUGAGCACUGACACUGCGUUUGCCCUCGGUCUCAUCACCUCUGCUCUCCAGAUGAUCUUUGUCAUGCUGUCUUGGAUUUUGACCUCGUAUCUCGGUCGUCGUACCAUCUAUGUAUGGGGCUCUCUCAUCAACGUCGGCUUCCUUGUGGCCCUCGGUAUUGCAGCCUCCGUUAGCACGCCAACCGCGGCUAUUGCCAGAGCGGCUUCUCUCGCCCAAGCCUCCCUCGGUCUCAUUGUCUCCGUUCUCUUCACCCUCGGACCUGCGCCUGCUUCUUGGGUCAUCAUCGGAGAAACAUCUGCUAUUCGUCUUCGACCCCUCACAACCGGUAUUGGACGUGGUUGCUACUAUGCCAUCAACAUUCCUUGCAUUUUCCUUUCCAGCUACAUGCUUAACCCCGAUGAGGCAAACCUUGGUGGCAAGUGCGGUUACGUCUGGGGUGGCACUGGUUUCUUCUGCUUCGUCAUGGCAUACUUCUUCCUGCCUGAGAUGAAGAACCGAUCCUACCGCGAAAUCGAUAUUCUGUUCCACCGCAAGGUUCCUGCUCGCCAAUGGUCAAAGACCGUCGUCGACGCCACAGACGACGAGUAA